This is a messenger RNA of Triticum turgidum subsp. durum (durum wheat), 585 nucleotides long. NCBI's taxonomy places the organism in Eukaryota, Viridiplantae, Streptophyta, Magnoliopsida, Poales, Poaceae. The record is from the annotation of a GenBank genome assembly.
AUGGCCUCCAACAACAACAAAACAUUGAAGGGGGGCAGUAGCAAGACGGUUACUCCACAGAAGAUUCAUUCGGCUUCACCAACACCUAAUACUCGACAACAUGAUGCCCUGAAUGCAAGGGCUGCCGCGGGGGCAAGUAGCAAGACGGUUACUCCACUGAAGAUUCAUUCGGUUUUGCCAACACCUAAUACUCAAAAACCAGAUGCCCUGAAUGCACGUUCUGCCACGGCGAUGAGUACGAAUCACAUUACUCCACUGGCAUCACGAAAUGCCGGGGGCAAUAGCAAGACGGUUACUCCAAUGAAUAUUCAUUUGGCUUCGCCAACACCUAAUACUCGACAACAGGAUGCCCUGAAUGCACAGGCUGCCACGGCUAGUGGUAUGCCUGCGAGUGCAAGGAAACCAUCCACAACAGAGUGGCAGAAACAAAGUCAGGCAUCUUCUACUGAUCAACCUAGACGUCAUGUCCCAUCAUCAUCAGAGAGCAAUAGGAAUGGGCAAUCAUCAACAAGCAGCAGUCAAAGGGGGCAUGCGGAGUCUCAUGGUGCCGGAAAACCGAAGUCUGCAGGAACAAAAAACAAGUGA